Molecule: messenger RNA, 2152 nt
Organism: Mugil cephalus (flathead mullet)
Lineage: Eukaryota; Metazoa; Chordata; Actinopteri; Mugiliformes; Mugilidae
Gene: vps33b
Product: VPS33B late endosome and lysosome associated
Exons: 24
Coding region: 105-1958 (617 amino acids)
Biological process (GO): vesicle-mediated transport; intracellular protein transport
Cellular component (GO): lysosome; CORVET complex
Source: RefSeq, a predicted model, not a curated record
UGGAAACUGCCGCUGACGAUGAGAACCAUUCCGCCUACUUAGCUACGGAAGCAGCGGAUGAGUGGGAGUUGCCCCGUUGUCCACGUCGUUGUUGUUGGUCCACGAUGGCUCACGGUGCCAGCAGGAGAGAUUCCCCGGAGCUCCCUGACUUCUCCCUGUUGAAGAGACUGGCCAGAGAUCAGCUCAUCUACCUGCUGGAACAGCUCCCAGGGAAGAAAGACCUGUUCAUUGAGGCAGACUUGAUGAGUCCUCUGGAUCGUAUCGCUAAUGUGUCAACGCUGAAGCAACACGAAGUCGACAAACUCUACAAAGUGGAACACAAACCUGUUAUCAGCACCUCAGAUCAGCUCUGUUUUUUGAUCCGGCCAAGAAUACAAACAGUGAAGUGGAUUUGUGAUGUGGCCAAUGCAGACAAGGCGGUGGGAAAGUUUAGAAGAUACAAGAUAAUCUUUACUCCUCAGAAGUUCUACGCCUGUGAAGCUGUGUUGGAGGAGCAGGGGAUCUUUGGUGACGUGACCACUGACGAAUGGGCUUUCUACCUCCUUCCACUGGACGAAGACAUCGUCAGUCUGGAGCUGCCGGAGUUCUUUCCAGACAACUUCCUGGCAGGAGACCAGCGCUGGGUGAGGACGGCUGGCAGCGCUCUGCACCUCCUUCACUCUCUUUACGGCCCCUUCUCCAAACUCUACGGGAUCGGACGUUGUUCCAAGAUGGUGUACGAGUCGUGGCGGGAGCAGGUGGAAGAGGGAGAACAAAAGACUCGACAGGCUGAAAUAGGGAAGGUUUUUCUCAUCGACAGAGACGUGGACUUUGUCACUCCUCUGUGCUCGCAGGUCGUUUAUGAAGGACUCGUGGACGACAUAUUUAAAAUUAAAUGUGGAUGCGUGGAGUUUGGACCGGACGUCACGUCCUCGGAUAAAAGCGUGAAAGUCAUGCUGACCUCUCAGGAUAAGGUCUUCGGUGAAAUCAGAAACGAGCAUUUCUCCAACGUCUUCGGCAUUCUCAGUCAGAAGGCCAGGAAUCUGCAGACUGCGUAUGAUAAGCGUCAGGGGAUGGACAUAAAGCAGAUGAAGACGUUCGUGUCGGAGGAACUUAAAGGAUUAAAGCAGGAACAUCGGCUCCUUAGCCUACACAUCGGUGCCAGUGAAUCGAUAAUGAAGAAGAAAACUAAACAGGAUUUUCAGGAGCUGCUGAAGACAGAACACUCUCUUCUUGAAGGAUUCGACAUCCGUGAAUGUAUUUCUUACAUAGAGGAGCACAUUAACAGACAGGUCUCUAUGAUAGAAAGUCUGAGGCUGCUUUGUCUUCUGUCUAUAACGGAAAACGGACUCCUGCCAAAAGAUUACCGCUCAUUAAAAGCACAGUAUCUACAGAGCUACGGGGUGGAACAUCUGCUCACACUUGCCAACCUGAGGCAGCUGGGGCUCCUGGUGGAGCAGCAGCCGGGGGAGACGCUCACCGUCAUGGAGAGCAAAGUGGGCAAACUCGUCAACGACAAAACGGGAGGAAAACUGACAGAUGCCUUUUCUUCUCUGGCAAAGAAGAGCCAUUUCAGAGCCCUGAGCAGAAAACUAAACUUGGUGCCAAAGACCGACGAAGAGUACGACCUGCGCGUCCCACGAGACAUGGCCUACAUCUUCAGCGGUGCCUACGUCCCUCUGAGCUGCCAACUGAUUAAACAGGUGCUGGAGAGAGACGGUUGGACGGGGCUUGAAGAAGUCACCAGGCUACUGAAUGGACAUGACUUCGCAGUAACAGGAGCCAACGGAGGUGAUUCGGGAGCAAAGACCGACUCUCAGCGCAUCAUUCUGGUCAUGUUCCUCGGCGGAUGCACCUUCUCUGAGAUUUCAGCUCUUCGUUUCCUCGGCAGAGAGAAAGGUUAUAAAUUCAUCGUGGUAACCACUGCAAUUACAAACAGUUCAAGACUUUUAGAGGCUCUGCUGGACAACCAUGUAUGAAGCUGCAGCCAAUGAUGUGACACCUGGAAACUUAUUCAAAUGGACAAUUAUGAACACAUUCCUGCAGCCUGGUGGCAUGCGCUCCCUCAAACUCUACUAUUACAGGUGGAGAAACGCUCGCUUCUGGCCUGUUUCCUACAACUACAACAUUAACGUAAAGAUGUAAACAAGUGAAUAAAUGUUUUAAUACAGUU